Rhinocladiella mackenziei CBS 650.93 is the source of this 1542-nucleotide messenger RNA. RefSeq lists its product as uncharacterized. Gene Ontology annotation, cellular component: fungal-type cell wall. The transcript has 7 exons. NCBI's taxonomy places the organism in Eukaryota, Fungi, Ascomycota, Eurotiomycetes, Chaetothyriales, Herpotrichiellaceae. The record is from RefSeq and is a predicted model, not a curated record. Gene Ontology annotation, molecular function: acid phosphatase activity. Bases 1 to 1542 code for a protein of 513 amino acids.
AUGAAGUUCCUUUGUGUGACAUUGGCCUUUUCCGGUAUCACUACAGCAUUUUCUAUUCCAAGAGGCGACGGUGGCAGCGGCAGCGGCAGCGGCAACAACGACGACGACGAAAAAGACAACAGCCGUGGUAGCUUGUUCAAUACUGAGGGCUGGAAAAAGUGGACGCAGUUCCAAGGCAGACCGGGUGCCUCAAGGCCCGAAGACAAGGAAUUCAACCCCCUUGAGCAUCUCGGUGCGAACAGUCCAUGGUUUGUAGGUCCGAACGUCUUCGGUAUCAAUGCAAGCACUCCGGAUGGUUGUGAAGUCGACCAGGCAGUAUACAUAAGUCGACACGGCAGCCGAUAUCCCGACCCAGGGGCUUACGACGAGUGGGUCGAGUUGUACGACAAGUUCCAAGCCGCGCCAUUCACGGCGACGGGGUCACUGGAAUUUCUUCCUAACUGGGAGCCGGUGCUGGACAAUCCUGAGCAACAGGAGCGGCAAUUAUCUCCUGGAGGGUAUGACGAACUGUAUCACUUCGGAGUUGAGUUGCGAACUCGAUACCCUGGGUGGUACAAAUACGGCAGUCCCUUCCGAGUAUGGGCCAACGACUACCAGCGGACUGUAGACUCAGCAAGACUCUUUACCAGAGGAUACAUUGGACCAAACGCGACGUCUCUCGGCCGUGUCUACCCUAUCUUGGCCACAGAUCCGUCUGUGGUGGGUAAUUCACUGGCUACCUCGGACGCAUGCACAACAUUCGAGGACAGUUCCGGCUCGGACUAUACCAAUGUUUGGGACGACAUCUACCUCCCUCCGAUUGCGGCACGCUUGAAUAAACUCAUUCGGGGGAGCCUCAAUCUCACCGCCAGCGACGUCAGCAACUUCCCCUAUCUCUGCGGAUUUGAAAGCCAGAUCAUGCGUAGUGUCAGCCCUUUCUGUGACGUGUUCACCGAAGAAGAAAUCAUGCAGUAUGAGUAUCGACAAGACUUGCGCUAUUGGUAUGGUACCGGCCCUGGGGCCUUAAACAACGCGUCCGUCAUGCUGCCUGUCAUACAGGGAGUGGUUGAUAUUUUGACUUCUGGGCCUGAGACACAAGUCAAAGGCUCGACUGAUGAUGGCACAGGCGAGCUGGGACCGCUGGCAGUAGCAUUCACGCACGACAACCAAAUCAACGAGUUGGUUUCGUGCUUGGGCAUUUUUGAUAACCAGCCUGCUUUAUCGGCCCAGUCGAUGAAUGAAUCAAGGAUUUAUGUUUCGAGUCGGAAUAAUCCCAUGAGAGGAACAGUCGCAUUUGAGAGACUUAAUUGCUCUGGCAAACUCCACAUACGUAUCCUCCUCAACGACGCCGUUUAUGUUGUCCCGGCCUGUCGUUCUGGACCAGGCGCGUCCUGCCCGUUGCAAGAAUACAAUGACCGAAUCCUGGCGCGGAAAUGGAAAGAGGUGGGCUCGUUUGCGUCCUUAUGCGGCCUUGCAACUGGGAAUGAUUCGACUUCAAGGACUGGGGGGGUGACUUUCUUCACUGAUUUGACGUUGCCGGCUAUCAGGGUGGUCGAGCCGUAA